CUGGUUACUCAUUCAUCUUUCAAAAAGCAUCAGAGAAGGAAAAUGCCAGAACCGAAAGCUGCACCCGCGCCGAAGAAAGGCUCCAAGAAGGCUGUUGCCAAGACCCAGCCUAAGGGAGGGAAGAAGCGCAGAAAGACCAGGAAGGAGAGCUACGCGAUCUACGUGUACAAAGUGCUGAAGCAGGUCCACCCCGACACCGGCAUCUCUUCCAAGGCGAUGGGCAUCAUGAACUCGUUCGUCAACGACAUUUUCGAGCGCAUCGCCGGCGAGUCGUCCCGCCUGGCUCACUACAACAAGCGCUCCACCAUCACUUCCCGGGAGAUCCAGACAGCCGUGCGCCUCCUGCUGCCCGGAGAGCUGGCCAAGCACGCCGUGUCUGAGGGCACCAAGGCCGUCACCAAGUACACCAGCUCCAAGUAAACCGAGACCGCCCCCGCUCCGUCUUUACAACACAAAGGCUCUUCUGAGAGCCACCCAAAUACCGCAAAAAGAGUACAAUUCUCAUUUCAGUUCUCUGCACAUUUUAAAAUGGAAAUGUUUAAGAUCCCAAAGAGAGCCACGCUAUCCCUGAAUCUGAAGCACAGGAGUGGCCAAAGAUAGAAGCAGCUUACACACAAGAGGAGUCCUUUGAGCAGGAGUGGUGUGCAAGUCUAAUGCAGGUUACAGAGCUGGCAUGUGUUAAAGAUGAAGAGGUCCCUCAACAGGAAUGUGUUCCUAUUAAAGAGGAAUUCAUAGAGCAGGAAUGUGUCCCCAUCGCAGAGGAACUUCCCCAUGAAAAUCAUGUCUGUACACUUGAGGAGAACAACAAGCUGGGAUCCAACCUGUGUGAUGACUCUCUAUCUGAAUGUGAACUGGGAUUUAGAGCUUCUAAAGUAGAUGAAGGAGAACACGACUCCACUCUAUCACCCCAGUGCAAAAACUCUUCUAGAGGCAAACCACAGUGCAAGAAACACAGAGAAACGACACCCCAAGAAGAGUAUGUGAAGACAUUGAGAACUCACUCAGUUAAAAUCCCUUCUUUACAGGACAGUCACCCACUUACUGUGGAGAGUACAGAGACGGCACAUUCUGUGUGUUUUAACAAUUCUGAAACCCAGGGCAACUUGAAGACCUUGCCUCAUUCUAUUGAAGGUGGGAAGAGUUCCUGUCAAUUAGACGCUCCUGAAACUCACAAGGGAAAUCCCACAGGAGGGACUACGUUUUCCUGGGCUGAUUGUGGGAAGAGUUUCAAUCAUAUAUCACUGCUUAAAAGACACCAGCGCAUUCACACAGGAGAGAAACCUUCCCACAUACAGACCAGUGAUAAGAGUUUCACACAGUUAGGAAAUCUUCAUUCACACCAGCACAUUCACAUAAGAGAGAAACCUUAUCACUGUACUGAGUGUGGGAAGAGAUUAAGUAAUUUAGGAAACCUUAAAAUCCACCAGCGCAUUCACACAGGAGAGAAACCUUAUCACUGUGCUGUUUGUGGGAAGAGAUUCAACCAGUUAGGACACCUUAAAAGACACCAUAACAUUCACAUAGGUGUGUAAUCCUAUCCCUGCACUUAGUGUGAAGAAGUGAAGUCAGUUGCAGACUCUUACAGGACUAGAGAACAUUCUCAGAAAUGCAGACACUUGGGGACAACUAAACAACAGGAGUGCAUUUGACUAAAUACAGAAAUAUUAACUGAAAACAGAAGUGGCUUGAUAAAUCUGGUCACCCCUAAUCACAAUUUGUUCAGAUCAAAAACUCACCAAAAUCUGUGUUCAUCAUGUUGUUGAGCAUUCUGAUUGUGUUACAUCACAUUAGUAAUAUAUUAAAUAGAUUGUUAUUAUGA
Messenger RNA from Acipenser ruthenus (sterlet), 1819 nucleotides. RefSeq names its product histone H2B 3-like. Gene Ontology annotation, molecular function: structural constituent of chromatin; DNA-binding transcription factor activity; protein heterodimerization activity. The record is from RefSeq and is a predicted model, not a curated record. Gene Ontology annotation, cellular component: nucleosome. The transcript is spliced from 3 exons. Lineage: Eukaryota; Metazoa; Chordata; Actinopteri; Acipenseriformes; Acipenseridae. Bases 43 to 420 code for a protein of 125 amino acids. Gene Ontology annotation, biological process: regulation of transcription by RNA polymerase II.